Notodromas monacha is the source of this 1599-nucleotide messenger RNA. The record is from the annotation of a GenBank genome assembly. Lineage: Eukaryota; Metazoa; Arthropoda; Ostracoda; Podocopida; Cyprididae.
AGUGACGAUGUCGUUGUUGAGUCGUUCGUGAAAUUUCGGACAAUGGUGGACGAGCUGUUGCUUCGUAUCCGCGUUCGUCCUCGCGCGGACGAUAAUGUUCUGAGUAAAAGUGCUUCGAUGGAUGAGUCUCAAAGCAACAGUAAUGGUGAAGCGGACUGUACACCGGGCCCGGAUGCGUGGAAAGCUUGGGCUGGAGAACAAACACCGGUUGAGACCCACUUCAUGAUCAUGCCUACUCGCGUGGACAACGCAAUAAAGAAACUACGCGAGAAUAUCGCGGAUUAUUUGAAGGUGGCGAAGGACAGGUUCCAGGUCUUGUAUCGUGGUCAAACGCUGGAUGACGAAGACACCGUGGAUGGGGUUGGACUGGAGAACAACUCCACCGUUCACGUGAUGCACGUUUCUGGAGCGCAACCGACAGAUUUCAAAACGCCGGCUCCGCCAGUGGACAAUGAACGCAUAUCGCGACUCGUGUUGGCUUUGCAAGUGGCUUUGGUGUAUCCGAGGUUCAACCGUUGUUCAUGGGCACAAAUUCUGCGCGGAGACAAGGUGGACAAUAUCGUUGCUGCGACUCCGGGACUUGCUGAGGAUCGUACUGCUAUUGCCUUAAUGAGCGAUCCGUUGCUUCUUUUUGCUGCGUCUGGACUUGAAGCUUGCAAGGUUUUGUGGAAAAAGCACCACUGUUUGAUCGAAGCACUGGAGCUGCUUUGCGGAUCGAUGCAUGGUGAUCCUCAUAACAGUGUGCUUGGCGCAGCUGGGAGUCGGGACGAGAGCGGUCUCGACCUUGACUCUUUGGACGAUGACGAGGAUUUCCAAAGUGCACUUAUGGAAGACGAAGAUGAGGACGAGGAAGAAGAAGACGCUGAGGAUGGCAGUGGAGCAGCGACGGCUUCUGCCACUGCUGCUGGAGCCAGUGGAGGAGAUGGUCGUGCUGCUGCAGGGGAAGACGAUUCAGCUUUGCCAAGUAGCAGUAGUGGUGGUGGGGGUUCGUCGGCGGGAGCUGGGACUGGUGCAAGACCCAGGUCAUCCCGCGGGAGACCGUCUCCUCAGCAACAGCAACAACAACAAAGAGGUCAGAGAAGACGGAGACCUCGGAGUCAGAGCGACAGUCGAAGCAGCGGAUCGAGUUCGUCGAGGCAACAGCGGACACAGGCGCCGACGUCGUCAUCCACGUCCUCGUCAUCGUCUUCUUUGAGUCGUCAGUUUGUGACGUCGGCGCAGCUGGCGGCGGCACUGCGACGCAUCGCAUCGGAAGGGUCGCCCUCGCCGCAGCAUCGUCGCGUCCCAUUGCCCACGCAGCCCCUGGUGACGCGAGAAAUGUUCCGUGCCGCCAUUGACCAGGCUACGGCGAACCAAGGUGGUGCUUCUGCGGCGGCGGCGCCGACGACAUCGCCCUCACCUUCGCCAGCAGAGCCGCCACCACCACCGCCGCCGGCAGAACCUGCCGCUCCGCGAGUGACAGCUGAGCGCGAAGGACAAAUUCGGACCCUGGAGGAAUUGGGGUUCUUCAACGCUGCCGAGAACCUGCAGGCGCUCGAAGCCACCCAUGGAGAUAUUGCUGCUGCCGUUGAACUGAUUUUGAGCAUGCGGGAAAAUUGA